Messenger RNA from Aspergillus luchuensis, 1251 nucleotides. Its product is annotated as putative serine/threonine-protein phosphatase. Gene Ontology annotation, biological process: polyphosphate catabolic process. Bases 1 to 1251 code for a protein of 416 amino acids. The transcript is spliced from 3 exons. The record is from RefSeq and is a predicted model, not a curated record. Lineage: Eukaryota; Fungi; Ascomycota; Eurotiomycetes; Eurotiales; Aspergillaceae. Gene Ontology annotation, molecular function: endopolyphosphatase activity; phosphatase activity. Gene Ontology annotation, cellular component: cytoplasm.
AUGAAUAAUUAUCACGACACCGAAAGCCUCGAAUACUCCUCCGAUACCUCUGAUGAUGGCCGCUUCUCUCCCCACCCUACGGGUCGCAUUAAGCGCUACACAAGACCCUUGAUCGAUUACGUGCGCAACGAAUGGCAAACUAACGCCAAAUACUCCCAUCUCGCCAACCCCGACCAGCCCUCUGAACCUUCCCGAUUCGUCCAACUCUUCCUGUCUAUUGUCACUGCGCCGCGCUUCCGUCGCUAUGUCGUGGUGUACUUGAUCCUUGUCAUAACGUGUCUGCUGGGAUGGCUGUAUAUCCUCUCUCCGCGGCUAGCGGAGCAUGCGUCGUUGUUGCGGGCGCUAGAUCCAGAGGUGAAGGAGGAAGUGGGUGGAUGGUUUGGAACGAACGCUUUUCCCGGGUUUGAUGAUGUUGUGCAGGUGAAAAAGUUGGAUAAGGAGCUUUUGCCUGAGGGGGAGGAACGGCUGAUUGUUGUGGGUGAUGUGCAGGGAUGCAUAGCAGAGUUGGACCGCCUCCUCGAAGAACUCCUCUUCGAUCCGAUCAACGAUCACCUCAUCUUUACUGGAAACAUGAUUAGCCAGGGCCCCAACAGCACUGACGUUGUCGAUUUCGCCCGAAAGUAUUCCGCGUCAUGUGUGCGUGGAAACAACGAAGAUCGCGUCCUUGUUAUGCGCCACAAUAUGAUCGAAGCUCAGACCUUAACUGAUACCUCUUCCGAUCAAUACCUCGAUGGUCAGUCUACAGAGCAGGCCAAGAAUGAACGUGAUCUCGCGCGUGCCCUGUCAGACGAACAAGCAGACUGGCUAGACGCCUGCCCAGUUAUUCUUAACGUGGGACAGAUUCCUACCAUGGGACAGGUUGCGGUCGUGCAUGGGGGCCUGAUUCCGGGUGUGGAUCUGAAUCAUCAGGACCCGUAUAGCGUGAUGAAUAUGUUGACCAUCGAUUUGGACACCCAUAUGCCUAGCCCUGAGCGGGAUGGUAUGAUGUGGACUAAGUUCUUCAACAAGCACCAAUCCGUCGGCUAUGCAAGCUCUAAAAGCUCGAACAAAGACGACGACGAAGAUGCAGGUGCCGUCAAAGCCACCACCGUCAUCUACGGCCACGACUCCGAAACAGCCCUCAACAUCAACACCUAUACAAAGGGUAUUGACACCGGCUGUGUCGCCGGCGGAAAACUCACCGCGUUUGUGAUUAGCUCCUCUGGAGAGCAGAAUAUCAUCCAGGUCAGGUGUAACAACUACCUACCCUGA